CUUAACAAUUCGUCAUAAAAAUUUGUCUGCUAGUGUGGUGGACGUGUGUAGAUGUGGUAAUCUGUUUUCAGGAGUUUUAAGUUAUGAUGUUUGAAAAAUAUGCAUGGAAUUGUGUGUCCGAUGCAAUAACUUGUUCAAUGCGUAAUGAAGCCAGAAAAGUUUGGAAAUCCAUAGCAAGUUUUCGUUCCCCUUGUAUCGGUGCACAUGGUCAAAGAUGCUAUACAACAAACAAAACAAAGACAGGUAUAUUGCUGAUGAAUAUGGGUGGACCUGGAACAGUGGAGGAAGUGGAAGGUUUUUUAACCAAUCUUUUCACAGACACUGAUAUCAUGCAACUUCCAAUGCAAAACAAAGUUGGACCUCUUAUUGCUAGAAAAAGAGCACCAGGUGUAGCUAAAAAAUAUAGUCAGAUAGGUGGUGGAUCACCUAUUUUGAAAUGGACUAACUUACAAGGAACAUUAAUGACAGAAUUAUUGGACAAGAUAAGUCCAAACACAGCUCCUCACGAGCAUUAUGUUGGUUUCCGUUAUGCCAAACCUUUAAUGGAGAAUACUUUAGCUGAAAUGGAAAAAGAUGGAAUUCAGCGUGCAGUUGCUUUCUCUCAGUAUCCUCAGUACAGUUGCAGUACUUCUGGAAGCAGCUUUAAUGCUUUUUAUCGAUACUACUUGAACAAUAAAUCAUCCAUGAAAUGGAGUUUUAUUGAUCGUUGGCCUAUUCAUCCGAAGCUUAUUGAAUGCUUUGCUGAUCUUAUCACAAAAGAGCUGAGUUCUAUUCCAGAGGAAGAUAGAAGGGAUGCUGUCAUACUCUUCACUGCUCAUUCACUGCCAAUGAAG
Messenger RNA from Stegodyphus dumicola, 833 nucleotides. RefSeq names its product ferrochelatase, mitochondrial (gene FeCH). Gene Ontology annotation, biological process: heme biosynthetic process. The record is from RefSeq and is a predicted model, not a curated record. Lineage: Eukaryota; Metazoa; Arthropoda; Arachnida; Araneae; Eresidae. Gene Ontology annotation, cellular component: mitochondrion. Gene Ontology annotation, molecular function: protoporphyrin ferrochelatase activity.